AACGUGACUCAAGCGGUGCAGGAUGAGCUCAUGGGGAGCCUGGACUACAAACUGGCCACCUCCAACGUGAAUUACGUGCAGUCCAGGCGCGAUGUAAUGUAUUUUCCAUCGAGCCUUUCGACCUUCACGCCCACCACCAGCAGGGUGGCGAGGAUCCCGCUCACGAGCGGCAUGGACUUCGUUGACCCUGAGAGCGUGAAGAUCGCCUUCAGGGUGCGCAACACCGACGGGGCCGGCGGGCAGCUCUUCCCGGGCUCCUUCGAGGGCAGCUGCUUCAUCAAGCGGGUGCAGCUCUUCAGCAACGGCCAGCGGACGGAUGACAUCUCUGAGUACGGGCGCUGCUGCUGGCUCUAUAGCCUGCUGAAGCCCCAGGAGUGGUACAACGGCAGGGCUUACGAGGGCUUCUACCCGACGAAUUUGGGGAACCCGCCAGCGAUCCUGGACGGCAACUACAAGGACGUGCUGAUCCCGCCUACGUUGAUCGGCAUGUUCCAAAGUGGCAAAAUGCUUCCACCUCAACUCAACUUGGUGCUGGAGAUCGAGUUCGCGGACCCUGCGGACGCCCUCUGGCCGGGCGGCGACGGGACCACCAGCUACAGCAUCGAGAACGUGCGCGUGCUCGCAAGCCAGGUAUCCUCGAUCCCCGCAGGCACGACGCAGCACAACGUCACGGUCGCGAGAAGCUUCACGAAGCUGAUGGGCGCGUUCGUGACCUUCAAGGACGACAAUGAUGCGCUAGGCGAGGUCAUGAAUCUCGAGUACCCAGCCGUCAACGGGCAGUUGGAGUCCCAGAUGCAGCUGGGGGCGCUCCAGUAUCCCAGGUACCCUAUGGCCAGCCUAGCGGAGCAUCAUCACUUCUUGGAGAUCAUGGCCGGUACCUAUGAUUCCAAGAUCAAAAGCAUGAGGCUGAACCGGCUGGAGUACGAGGACACUCAGUUCAUCGCCGCCUUCCCGGUGGAGCGCGUGCCCAAGCACCCGCUGAGCGGCAUCUCCACACGAUCCGGGGACCUCGCGCGCUUUACUUUCAAGAACUUGCAGCCGGACCGCGCCCAGAAGCUGUACAUCCACCUCGAGCCGAUAGCCUUCUCGCCUGUUGGCGGCGCCGGCAGCCAUGGCGCGGGUAUUGUAAAAUUUGCAAUCCUGGCGGAUUCGCUCGUUUCAAAUGUCCUCAUGGACGAGUGCCUUAUCACUGUCGAGAUUGCGGCGGCAAAGGCGCUCACGAAGCGGAAGGAGCUGGAGGUGCACCAGCUGCUGAGCGGCGCCGGCCUGCAGUUCGAGUCUCAGCACUACCUGCCCUUCCGCAGCUGCGGGCUCGAGUCGGAGACGUCCCGCGCCCUUGCGGACUUCGUGCUGUACGGCCCGCGCUGCGCCAUCAUCCUUGAAGUGGAUGAGGGCCAGCACAGCAAUCGGGACCACAGCUGCGACGUGCGCCGCGACUUCGACAUCGCAGCCAGCGUGGCCCUGGGCAGUGACCACAAGCUGGUGAUCGUCAGGUACAACCCCGACGCCUUCAAGGUGGCCGGCCAGACGGUGCGCACGACCAAGAAGGAGCGCCACGCCCGCCUGCUGCAGCUUCUGCACAGCCUGCUGCAGGAGGAGCCGGAGCGGCAGUUCCAGCGCCUUUUCCUUUAUUACGACAGGGCGGCCGAGGACAGCGAACUGCCCGCCGUGGCGGAGGACUGGGACGUCGUCGCGCGCACGGUGAGCCGGGCGACCACCGAGAGCACCGGCAUAACCGCCGGGCAACUGGCCACCGUCCUCACAGCCUACACGCCGCAAACGGAGACGGCUGCCAACUCUGCCAGCAUCAGCGCCAACAGCACCGCAGCGGCCAACAACGCGGCCGCCGUGGCCAGCGUGCAGGCCCAGGUCAACGCCCUGCCCCCGCCACCAGAUUUGACGCCCUACGCUCUCGCCUCAGACCUCGCAGCAGCCGAAGGGCAGCUGGCCGCGAACCAGUCCAGCAUCACCGCCCUCAACACCAGCCUGACCACAGGCCUGGCUUCGAAGGCCAACCAGAGCGCGCUGGACGCCCUGCAGCUGGAGGUCGACAGCAAGAGCACGCCGGCUUCCGUCGACGCCAAGCUGGCGAGCUACUCGACCACGGCAGCAAUGAACUCCGCGAUCACGAGCGCUAACAACGCCACGCUGGCCAGCGUGGCCUCGAAAAACGCCCUGCGCUCUGUCACGGAUCAGUUGGCUUUGGACCUUGCCGCCAAGCAGUCGGGGCCCGACGUGGAUCAGAAGAUUGCCACGGCGCUUUUGGACCGGCCGAGCUCGACUGACUUGAAUGCGGCCGUGGGCCUGCGCACCUCGCCCGCGGACGUCGACCAGAAGCUCGCGACUGCCCUCGUGACCUAUGUGACGCAAGUGGCCCUGGACGCCGCCCUGGCCCUGCGAGACGGCAGGCUGGACGCUGCCGAGGCUUCUAUUACAGCUCUGCAAGCGGCUGGCUUUCAGACGGCUGCUCAGGUAGCUUCGGCCAUUGCCACGGCGUUGCUGAGCUACACAGACUCCGUGGGUGUGAACGCCCUGCUGGCGGUGCGGGACGGCCGCUUGGACGCUGCAGAAGCCUCCAUCACGGGCCUGCAGAGCGCGGGCUACCAAACCUCGACGCAGGUCAGCGCCGUCGCCACGGCCCUGCUGCCUUACGUCCAGCAGACCGCCCUCGACGCUGCUCUGGGCCUGCGCGACCUGCGGCUGGACAGCGCAGAGGCCAACAUCCUGGCCCUGCAGGGCGCGGGGCCCUUCGCCAGCGCUGCAGAUCUGGAUUCCUUGGAGACCAGCCUGCAGAGCGCGAUCGACGCCGUGCUGGCGCAGCUGGCGGUGCUGGCCGCGGGAGCCGUGCAGAAUGCGCCGGAGUGGGCGGGGCAGACCACCUUCGAGCUGCUGGUGGGCGCCAGCACUCUGCGGCGGCUGCACGUCACGGCGCCGCUGAGCAUCAGCCUGCAGAACGAGGACCAGGCCCUGAGCAUCGCCUGCGAUUCCUACGCUGCGAUUGCAGCGGCCAUUGCCGCGGCGCUGGCCCCUUACGAGACGGCAGCGCAGCGAGACGCAGCAAUUACAGCCGCUCUAGCAGCCUUCAGCAACACUUCCGAGGUCAACGGGUUGAUCGCUGCGGCCUUGACCGCCUAUAGCUACUAUAGCAUCACCGCUGAAAUGAACUCAGCCAUCUCCGCCGCGGUGGCAGGAAUCGAUCUGAGUCCGUACUACAGCAGCGCCCAAACGGACGCAGCCAUCACGGCUGCUUUGGUGCCCGUGACCUUGUCGAAUGCGCCGGCCUGGGGGGCGAAUCCGCCCACCUGGGAGUUGCUGAAGGGCACCAACGUGCUGCGCAACCUGCACUUUGCUGGCCCGCUGAGCGCGAGCCUGCAGAACAACACGGACACGCUGGAAAUCGACUGCGACAGCUACGAGAAGGCUGAAACAUACACCCAGGCCGAGGUGAACUCUGUGGUGGCGGGGGCGAUCGAUGUCUUGAAUGUGACCCAGUACAGGACCGAGGCCCAGGUCUCCACGGCCAUCUCGGACGCCCUGGUGCCCUACUACGACGCGUCGCAGGUGGACGCGCAGAUUGCCGCCAACAGCUUCGACAGCAGUCAGUAUUAUACUCGAACGCAGAGCGACUCGAGGUAUUUCCUGACCACCGCCAACUUUGUGGGCACCACGCUGGUGCGGACCGACGUGACGCCGCCCACCCUGCGCACGCUGCAGCCGCGGGCGCCGAUCAGCACGAACUUGAUCAGCAGCAACGGCACCGUGGAGCUGCUCUGCGACGCCUGGAGCAAGUCCGAGGCCGACAGUCGCUACGUUCAAUCCAGCAACCUGACCAGCCUGGAUUCGAGGUACUUCCCAGUGAACGGGAAUGCUGGCGGAGGCGGGAUUUUCCCCAUGGUCAUCACCACCUUGACGCCACGCAUGAUUCGCGCCAUACUGCCAAGGGCGCCCCUGAGCGGCGCCUUCAUCCUGGGCAACGGCGCCACGCUGGAGCUCAACUGCGACUGCUACAGCAAGGCGGAGUCAGAUGGGAGGUAUUAUACCAUGGGGCGGUCCAACGCCAACUUCGCAGACAUUGCCAUCGAGGCGGACGUGGCCGCUCUGGACACUCGCGUCGCAGCCCUGGAAGCCAGCCCCUUGCCCGCGGACAUCUCCGCCAACAGCGUCUCCGCCACUGGGGACUGGCUGUCCUUGGUGGGCGGCACUGCCGGCACCAGGAUCCAAGACAACGCCAACAACGACCUCAUCACCGUGACCACCACGGAGGCCUUCUUCGGCAUCAGAUCCAGAGUGGACCACAGGCUCACCAUCGACACCCCCAGCGGACCGGACGAGGGGCUCUACACGGCAGCCGUAAGAGCUCUGGAGCUCACAGGCCUUCUGACGGGCACCGAGGCAGUGUUCCCCACGAGAGUGUCCACGCCGGAGCUGGCGCCUUCGCUCUUCACGGGCACCACCGGUCUGGAAGUGACGGACCAGUCGCUGAACCCGCCGCAGGUGGAAGACGACGAAACCAAGAGCCUGAGCAGGCUCAUCUCGAACACCGCGGGCACCGGCUUUGCUCGGCUGCAGCUGGACGCCAACACUGCCACGGGCUUCGAGCAGCUCGAGGUGGCCUCCGCCGGCGGCUGCACCCUGAACGCCCCCGGCCAGGAGAUCUAG
Symbiodinium necroappetens is the source of this 4659-nucleotide messenger RNA. NCBI's taxonomy places the organism in Eukaryota, Dinophyceae, Suessiales, Symbiodiniaceae. The record is from the annotation of a GenBank genome assembly.